Messenger RNA from Salvia miltiorrhiza (redroot sage), 1815 nucleotides. RefSeq lists its product as uncharacterized. The record is from RefSeq and is a predicted model, not a curated record. The coding region runs from base 431 to 1456 and encodes 341 amino acids. The transcript has 6 exons. Gene Ontology annotation, molecular function: microtubule binding. Gene Ontology annotation, biological process: microtubule cytoskeleton organization. Gene Ontology annotation, cellular component: cytoplasmic microtubule. Lineage: Eukaryota; Viridiplantae; Streptophyta; Magnoliopsida; Lamiales; Lamiaceae.
GGGCAGCAAAACUUGCCGUCUCAUUCUACCCGCCCCCCUCCUCUCGCCGGUUACCAAAACUCAUUACUAUAUUUCCCUCAUUUUACAGUUUUACGCCUUAUAUAAUACACUCACUCACAUCUUUAUAUAAAUAUAUACUACACAUAGAGAGAGAGAUUCUUGCUCUCAUUGAAGAUUUAACUAUUGAGGUCUGCAAUAAAUACUUUCACCAUUUUCCCGUUGUUGCGGCGGCCACAGUUCGAUUCCUUAUCAUUUUCUUCUCGUGGUAAUCACUCUCAUCUAUCUACGCAUUUUUAGCAUUACCCGAAAACUCAUCGCGUAGCAUUUCGAAUCGGCUCCGGAGUAGAUCGAAAUUUGAAGUUCGGAGGUUAAUGAUAGUGAAUGCGUGAGAUCUUAACGCAAUUGUACUUAAUUCUGCUGUGCUUCCAUAAUGUCUGAGAUAGCUGUCAGAGAUAAUAAUGUACCUGAGUCUCAGAGGAUAAAUGGAGGCUUCAGUAAUGGAAGCAUCGUAAAAGCUCAGGGUGAAGGUGUGAGUGAAAAUACUGAAGAAAGGCAAAGGAAAGGGAUGGCUGCAGUGGUUGGCACUUCUGUUAAGAUAGAUGAAACAGAAAAUUCUGAAGCAGUGAUAACCAGUAUAGAAGUAGAGUAUAUUGAGUCUGAGGAUUUGAAGGAUGUAGAAGAUGUGGAUGAUUGUCUUAAGGCACUCUUAUCAGGACUUGGCUCGAAAGACUGGGUUACAGUGUGUGAUGCACUCAACAAUGUUCGUCGAUUGUCUAUAUUUCACAAGGAAGCUAUUGUCAGUAUGUUGGAUGAAGUAAUCUCCUUAGUCGUGAAAUCCCUAAAGAAUCCAAGAAGUGCUGUAUGCAAAACUGCAAUUAUGACUGCCGCAGACCUUUUCAAAGCAUAUAAGGACAGCAUCAUUGAUUCAUUGGAUCCUUUGCUUGUUCAACUUCUCCUCAAAUCUUCACAAGACAAGAAAUUCGUUUGUGAGGCAGCUGAAAGUGCAUUAGUAGCCUUGACAAGUUGGGUUUCUCCUGUUCUGUUGCUACCCAAGUUGCAACCUUAUGUUACAAAUAGGAAUCCUCGAAUUCGAGCUAAGGCUUCUAUCUGUAUUUCUCGAAGUGUCCCACAGCUGGGAAUUGAUGGAAUUGAAGAAUUUGGCAUAGACAAACUGAUCGUAAUAGGUGCAUCUCAGCUCAGUGACCGGCUUCCCGAGUCCAGGGAUGCAGCUCGUGCUCUGUUGUUCGAGCUGCAGUCUGCAUACGAAAAAUCUCAAGUCCCAGAACCAACGGCAGUACCCGAGCAAUCUCAAGCCCCAGAACCAACUGCUGUACCCGAGCAGCGUGUUAUAACGUCUUGGGAGGACUUCUGCCAAUCAAAGCUUUCGCCUUUAAGUGCUCAAGCCGUCCUUCGUGUGACCAACUCUGCUCGGGAGGAACUAGUCACAGGCUCAUAGCGUAAAGAUACACGAGCUUUUAGCUGGUAAUAUUUUUCCCGGUCCAUUGUCGUGGUGAGAUUUGAAAAGUUUUAUACUUGUAUAUACCAUGAAAGUUUGAAGUGUUUGCAGAGGCAGGUGAAGCACGUAUUGUGCUAUAGAUCCUAUGAUUUUACGCAUGUCGCCCAAUUUAAGACUAGCUAUAUUUCCUUAUUAGUUUUGAUAUUGUGUGAUGUUAAUUUUUUCUAAUGAUAUGUGGAUCUAGCAUAUUGUUAGCAUAUUAAGUUCUAUUUGUGCAAAAAUGUGCUUUUUUCGGUCGCUUUUUGGACCAAAUUGUUAACAAUGCUUCAUAUUAUAUUCGAAAAUCAAGUAUACAACAA